Molecule: messenger RNA, 1125 nt
Organism: Cryptomeria japonica (Japanese cedar)
Lineage: Eukaryota; Viridiplantae; Streptophyta; Pinopsida; Cupressales; Cupressaceae
Exons: 1
Coding region: 456-914 (152 amino acids)
Source: RefSeq, a predicted model, not a curated record
GACCCACCGUCCGCGCGCUCCUGCUGCUCCUUUUUCUGCCUUCAUAGCCGUAAUGUGCAUUUCCUACUCGGCACAACUACUCAUCUACCCAUUUUACAGUUCUCUCUUUCUUGCAUUAAAAGGAAACAUGAUUGGAAACGUAUCUCUUAUACAUUAUGAUUAGACAACAGGUAUCGGGGACCAUUGUGGAAUCUUGCCUUGUCUGCGGGGGAAGUGAACCAUUUCUUCAAUUCUAGGCUUUUUUGACCUUGUUUCACGGCGUGUUGAGAAGGCUUCCUUAUGUGCCGAUGAUUCUUUCCUUGAUGUAACGCUGAAUUUGGAUCCAGGAUACCAUGUUCAUCUAUAUAGAGUGAAAAUUUCAGGCUUGCUCUAGUUUGAGUUCCCUUCCAGUAUCCAGACUACUGGAAAGCCUCUUUUUGGUUUCAGCCCUGCUAUAAAAUAGUUAUUUGGAGCCCAUGGCAAAGUCCUCUUCUUCUGUUUCGGCAUUUUUUGAAGGGCUGAUGCAAGAACAAGAAGAAGGGCCUGUGGUGAUGACAGGGGACGAAGUGUGCAUACCCAAAUCAGCAGACCUAUUAGAGUCCCUUGGAUUGCCAGGUGGGUUGCUGCCCCUCAAGGACAUUAAGGAAUGUGGGUUUGAUAAGAGUACAGGGCUGGUGUGGAUCAAACAAAAGAAGAAAACCCAACACUAUUUCAAACGAGCCGGCAGGCUGGUGAGCUUUGAUGAAGAAGUGAGGGCAUAUGUGGAAGACAAGAAGCUUAAGAAUGUGUCAGGUGUCAAGGCCAAAGAGUACUCGGUAUGGGCUCCUGUUGGGGAUAUCACAGUUGAGGGCCCAUUUGAUGAAACCAUCCGCUUCAAGAGUUAUGGAGGCAUCUCCAGGACCUUCCCUGCCAAAGCCUUCUCAAGGAAAGAAUAAUCACAUGCUUCGGAUGGGCAAGUGCCCAAUUUUUUUUUCUCUUUUCACUGAUACAUUGCAUUUAUAUUAUGCGCUAGCCUUUGGAGAGUUGGGUUCUCCAGUAUGCUUCAAAGCUGCUCAUGUAUUGGCUUAAAAAUGAUUAUUUUCAACAGCCCCUCUGGUGGUGCAUUCUUGCUUUUUCAAUCAAUUUCAACAGCAGUUUGUUUUCUAA